Messenger RNA from Lutra lutra (Eurasian river otter), 3267 nucleotides. RefSeq names its product G protein subunit gamma 7 (gene GNG7). The record is from RefSeq and is a predicted model, not a curated record. Lineage: Eukaryota; Metazoa; Chordata; Mammalia; Carnivora; Mustelidae. Gene Ontology annotation, cellular component: heterotrimeric G-protein complex. Gene Ontology annotation, biological process: G protein-coupled receptor signaling pathway. Gene Ontology annotation, molecular function: G-protein beta-subunit binding. The coding region runs from base 208 to 414 and encodes 68 amino acids. The transcript is spliced from 4 exons.
CAUGACCGGGCCGAUAGAUGUUGGGGAAGCAAGAAAAUGAGAAGUCCCAGGCUGCUCAGUGCUCACGCCUAGAAACCUGCGACGGCCAACUGGACGUCUGGAAGAAGACGUCGGGAGCGGACGUGCGGUUCCCGAGCCUCGGCGGUGAAGACAGCUCAGCCCCGGGCACAGCUCUCUGGACAGCAGGGCCGGUGCUGAUGGCAGACAAUGUCAGCCACUAACAACGUAGCCCAGGCCCGGAAACUGGUGGAGCAGCUGCGCAUCGAAGCCGGCAUCGAGCGCAUCAAGGUGUCCAAAGCCUCGUCGGAACUCAUGAGCUACUGCGAGCAGCACGCCCGGAGCGACCCCCUGCUGGUGGGAGUCCCCGCCUCUGAGAACCCCUUUAAGGACAAGAAGCCUUGUAUUAUCCUGUAGCCCUGUCUCCGGCGUCCCUCCCUCCGGCUCCCUCGGCUCGGGCGUCGCUCCCUGCACCAGCAAGCGAGCCAUCUACAGUCCUAAAACGCUCAUCCCCAAGAGAGGCGAGCAGCCGCCACCAUGGAUGCGGCGAAAUGCGUCCUCUGGGUCUAGCUGGAGCUUCGAGCCCAGCAGCGCUGUCCUGUCCGGGCCCCGCAGGGAGACGCGGGGGGGCCCCGGCCCGUGGGGAGCCACAGAAAUGCCCGAGUGACACGUUGACGGCGUCAGGAGGCUCUGGGCCGCCAUCGGGGUAGCGGCCGGGCCCGGCGGGGGAAGGAGACGGGGGACCUGGCGGUGGCCCCGGGCACCCAGAGCGUGGCCACCCUCGCACCAUUGUCCGUUUGUGGAAACACGGGCACCGGGUGAGGCUGCUGCAUUUGCGCUGCUUCUCCCCGAGCUGCCCGAGGUCGGGGGUGCGCGGAGGGCCCAGUGCACGGCUCGGGAACCGCGUCUCCUCUCCGCUGAGCCCAGAGCCCGCAGCUGUGCGUCGCGGGGAACGCACCCCCAGAUGGUAGGGGCCGGGAGGGUGGCUCUGUCCGUGCAGCGUGCCCCGCGUGGCCUCAUGUCCCCCUGCACCACGGCACUGGCGUGGCAUCGGUGUGGCACGUGGCCCCCGACAGCCCCGCCGCGGCCCCCAGCCCUUCGAGGGGACCCCAGCCCUCAGGGAGGCGGGUCUGCGGGCCCCUGCCCGGCUCCCAGGAGCGGCCGCCUACGUCGCGGCCCGUUUUGAGCGCCCGCAGUGAGGUGGGCAGUGCGAACCGUCUGUGCUCGGCCGUUCCGGGCGGCUGUGUUGUGUUCUGUUGUGUUUUCCGCUUUUGCGUGUCGCCGUGGCCACUUUGCAGACGGGAGGGUGGCCUGGAGAGGCCCUGCCUCGCAGGUCAGAAGGCGUCUGGUCCCAGAAGCAGCUGCGGGGCCCCGGGGGUGAGAUGCCUAACCCGCUCGCCUGCCCUCCCGCGGCUUUUCUUCAGUCGCUUGGCCCCUGUGACGACCUGGACGGUUCCAGGAGCAGGAGGCGGAAGGAGGGCCCCGAGCACACCCGUCCCACACCUGCCCCGCCCUUGCACCCCUGCGUACCCCACCCCAGGAGGGUCCUCCCCCUUACAGGCCGGGGCCAGGGCCUCGUGCCAACCUCAAGGCUCCUGCUCCCCAACCCCCAGCCCUGCAAGUGCCAAGGCCCAGACCCCAGCAGCGCUAAGGUUUGGGGAUGGGGGGGGACGCGUCCCCAUGCGGGCUGGCUCCCCAGGGCGCAGGCUAUAGGGUCCAGCCUUGCUCCCCGGCUCCCAGCUCUCUCCGGCCGGUCCGGGAGCACCAGGGGUUUGGGGGAGCCCAGCGUCUCCAAACCUGCCAUUGGACGGGGGACCCUCGAGGUCCCGAUGCCCUGGGCACCUUUCACUGGGCGGGAGCCAGCCUCUCACCCUCCCCAGCUGAGCAACGACAGAGCAGAAGCUGUCCGUGGAGGGGAGGCCAGGGCCCGGGGGGAUCCGCCCCGAGACACCAGACUGGGGAGGUGGUUGGCAGAGCAAAGCCUGUCUGGGCCCCUUCUGUGAAAGCCUUAAUCCCUGGAGCCCAUCCUUCCCCUGCGUCCCCAGCACCCCGGGCUGGUCCUCCGGCCGCGGGUCCCCAGCGAGGACGGGAGGCCCUGGUCUCAGUCCACCCCCUCCCUACCGGCCUUGUCCCGCUCAGCCCCACCGCGUGUCCCCAGCUCGCGGCCCAGGUGCGGUUGAACGGAGUCAGGGAGCCCCACAGCCGGCGGCACCCCCAGCCCUGGAGUGAACCCCAACUCAAGUCAGAGGCCCCAGGGCUGGGGGUGGGGGUAAACUAGCCCCAGAGAGGGUGAGGACGGGCGCGCCCCCAGCCCCCGCCAUCACACCUGCCCAGCUGCCUCCCCCAGGGGCUGCCCAGGACCUCGACCCCGGGAGGUGGCCGUCCCCACCGUGGGUGUCCUUCUAGCUCCUGUUUUCCUUCUAGAGUAAGUCUCCGUGUCCCUAGUGUAGACCCCGAGCGCCCGAGCCUUCCCUGGGCACGUCCUGCAUGAACACAUCGCGUGCCCAGCUGUCAGCGGGAGCCGGCACAGCUGGCGCCACAGGCCUGGGGGAGACCCGCGUCUCCAGCCACGUCAUGGGGAGGACGUUAAGGGCACCAUCCCCAACACACCGAGUCUGGGGGUCCCCAGGGGGCUGGCACGUGGGGCGCUUCCCCUCCCCUCCCCCACACCAGGAAGGAGCUAGAAUGUGCACCCCUCCCCACAGGUGACCCCCAGGCCAAGAUUUAAGUGACUGGGGGCAUGACCCCUGGCCUGGGGGAUGUGAACCGCGGGCGGCGGAGGGUGCCGUCCUGCCUGCCACUCCGGCGUCCUUGUCCGAGUGCUGGGCCUCCGGGCAGCUUCCCCGGCUCUGCAGGGCCCCGCCGAGUGCGGGGGCCGGGAAAGGCCGUCAGCCUGCCCCAAGGGCAAGGGACCAGGGGCAGUUUCCCGGCCAAGGUGAGGCCACCAAAGGUCGCGCUGGUCCUCCAAGAACACCUACAAAAAGCCAGCCUGCCACGGAGUCCCCGGAGAAGCAGCCAUAUGUCGGGCCCUCGCCCGCUUCCUUCUCGGUCCGUGGAAACCAUUGCCAAACGUUGCAAAGACCGGUUCCGGCUCGCAGAAGCCGUCCGUGGCUCUAGCAGGUUCUACCCCAUCUCCUUUGGGAUGUUCAGUGGCUUUUAUUUCUGAUUUUUUUUUUUUAAAGGGAAAAAAAUUCCAGGUGCGCCACACCCACUUUCUUGCAGUGUUUUAAUAUUGUGUGGAAUCGUUAAUACAGAGUGAACUAAUCCCCA